GGUGCUGAUGAGGGAUGAGUCGCGCUAUGUGAUGCUGUUGCUACUGCCAUUUCAUCAGCGGAUUUUCAAAAACAUCUCUCCAUCUUUAAACAUGGAAUUACCAUAAAAUGAAACCAUCGACAAGUUUUAAGGACGGCCACUAGCCUAUUUCACAUGAAACUCGCCAGUACAGUAACAAAUCUCUGUGUAGAAUAAAAUAAAGUGAUAGCCUAGGACAAGGCCUAUUUUCGGAUUACUCCUUGGUGUAAAACACGGUGUUUGACUAGGCCUCCUGGGAUCACUGUUCUCACUGUCGAGAGAAAAUAUUUCUCAAGAUCAUGGGGUUUGCUAUUGCCAGGCGUUGAUCGCCCAUCCAACAAGAUUCUGUGAGAUAUGGAAGCGAUAUGGCUGUACCAGUUUCGACUCAUCGUCAUUGGGGACUCGACAGUAGGAAAGUCGUGCCUGAUCCGGCGAUUCACCGAGGGACGCUUUGUGCAGGUGUCCGACCCCACAGUCGGUGUAGACUUCUUCUCAAGGCUAGUGGAGAUAGAGCCAGGGAAACGCAUUAAACUUCAAAUCUGGGACACUGCUGGACAAGAGCGAUUCAGGUCUAUUACCAGGGCAUAUUACCGUAACUCUGUUGGGGGGCUGCUGCUGUUCGACAUCACCAACCGUCACUCCUUCCAGAAUGUGCAUGAGUGGCUGGAGGAGGCCCGGAGUCACGUCCAGCCUCACAGCAUCGUCUUCCUGUUGGUGGGCCACAAGUGCGACCUGGAGUCCCAGAGGCAGGUGAGUCAGCAGGAAGCUGAGAAGCUGGCAGGUGCCUAUGGCAUGCGCUACGUGGAGACAUCGGCUCGCGACGCCAUCAACGUGGAAAAGGCCUUCACUGAGCUAACGCAGGACAUAUUUGAGCUUGUGAAGAGUGGUGACAUCAACAUCCAGGAGGGCUGGGAGGGGGUGAAGAGUGGCUUUGUGCCUAAUGUGGUGCACUCCUCAGAAGAGGUCACCAAGAGUGACCGUCGGUGCCUCUGCUGAAUGUCCUGUCUGUCUAGUUGGCUUUACCCCCCCCCCCCCCAUGCAUUCCUGUAACAUUAUGACCCACUAGCUCCCUGUCUUAUCACCUGGCAUUUAUUUGGCUCUCUCACUCCUAUCCUGAAUACUGGAAGGCCAUAUCAGCUCUAGUCUACCACUGAAGCAAAAAUGGACAAAGCGAUUUGGGUCGUUCCAUGAAAAGAGUGCCUUUUGUGCCCCUUGGAUAUUUUUAAGUAGAAAUUGUGCACCAAUAUUGCAUUUUAAUAGCCUGUUGCAUUUUGACAUGUCCCUCUCCCAACCCGGUGUCUCUUCUAGGAGGAUUUUAACCCACUUAAUCCCAACAUUUCUCAAACUAACAUUUUGUUGCUUUGCCAAAGUCAUUUCUGAAGAUUUCUAUUCAUUUCAUGUGAUUAGUGAUUCAUUUAUGUCUGUCCCUCGUUUUAAGGUCAACUGAACUCCCGUUUUAGUAUGGUGAAGCUAUUCCUUUUAAAAUAUCUAUAUUUUUUUAAAGAAACAUCGAACAUCUAAUAGUGAAAUCAUAGUGUAAAAGCAGGUGAGCUGGUUCUACAAUUUUGUGCCAUUUUCUGGUGUUUUGUGGAGGAAAACUGAGCGGGUCGAGCAUAACACGUCAACCCUGUUACCCACAAAUAGACAGGUUAGAAAUAUUCUAACAAUGACAUUUUUUGGGGUGAAGCUUGCGUUCAAUUGCCAAUCCCUGUGCACACAACAAGCUUCCAUUCCCCCUGUCACAAGGGGAUUGAUGGCUGAUUUAAGAUGAAAUCGUCAACCCUGUUAUGGUCAACCCUGUUAUGGUCAUCCCUGUUAUGGUCAACCCUAUUUGGCACUUAAUAGGCAAUUACUAUAGUAAUGGGAAAACUAGUUUUUUUAAAAAGUUGAACAUGUGCUCUUUAUGACAGAAUGUUAAAAUUAGGUGAAACCCCCCAAAAAUGUACACUUCUCAAAAGGCACCGAAUUGGUGGAACGACCCAAUUGCCAAAGUAACCUUCCUCGCCUCUGUCUUACCUGUUACAUGCACUUGAAAGAAAAUAACUGCCCUGCUUUAUGAUGAGAUUUUCCUCUCUGUACUUAUGCCUCGUCUUGUGCCCUACGGAAGGAACACACUUCAAAUUUUACAAGUCUGUCCUGGAGUCUGGAGCGCUCACACAACUUUCGGGGGGACACCUAACCUCCCUAGUCUGUUGCUGGCUGGUGUGUGCAAUACAAGGGGACACCAAAUCUAGCUCUGCUUUUUAAACCCUCUCUAUGGAAAGAUCCAAUUCGCAGAGGGAAGCAUGUGUUGCAUUAGCACUGCGUGAGCAUGUGGGGAAUGGCACACUGCUGUGUGCAAUGCCUCCUCUGCUUUAGUUUGUGAGACUGAUGGCACUACCAGACAAAUGAAUAACCCGAGAACACAUCAUUGCCAUCACCCUUUUGAUCAUAGAUAAGAUGGAACCAAAGUUUGUGUGUACUGAUUCAGUUGUCAACUGUGUUUCUAUAUGAGUAUCCACAGGGAAUUUAUACCGUUGAGUGUGGGUAUGCACUGUGAAAUGCCUAACAUCAAUGUUUUUAUUGCGGUUUGCGUCCUCGUUGCUCAUGUUAAAUGCACAGUUGGUGACAGAAGGUAAAUGUACAAGAUAUCACCCCUUUUAGCUACCCUGUCCAUCGAUCAUAAUCAUUACAGAGAAUGUGUCUCAUGAGAAAGCAGUUUUAUUUACUCCAUUGGCUUAAACUGUAAGCCCACCCCUUAAACAUUGACAUCUACCCAACGAUAAUGCCUCCUGAUGAACACUGAAGCUUUAAAUGGGGUCGGCUGCACUAGGGUUGUUUGCAUUUAGUUUCUUAAGACCUCCAUACUGUAUGGUCGUAUGCUUGUAGUUUUAACAUGAUUAUAAGCAACAUUCUGCAUAAGGAAACAUGUCCGAUAUUUCUUCCCGCCCUACACUGUAAAAAAAAAUGAAAAAUGACUCUUUUGGAUCAACGUAAAAAAUGACCAACUGGUUACAAGUAAAUUAGUUAGGUUUUCUCAGUUGAAAAAAACUACAUUUGUUGAAAUCAAAUAUAUGGUUCAAUGGCGACAGUUUUAUUUCAUUAUUACCAAACCUAUAUUUGAAGUUGCAAUGUAUUUCUUUCAAAACUCAACUUACUUUUCCCCUUUGGUUAAACCUAAUAAAUAACAAAUACAAACUCAUAUGUCAUGUAAAUGUAACCAAUUUUUUCAUAUUGUUCCAAGUUCACUUUUUAAUUUGGAAUUACCUAUCCAAAUCCAAUUAAAUCAAUUCCCUGUAAAUCAAGAAAUUAAGUUGGUUCGAUAACUUGAAAUAAUGUUUCUAAACAUAUUCUUUAUACAUUUAGUAGCCACAAUAUCAUGACCAAGAAUUAGCUACCUUAACAUAGAAACCUUAACAGGCUCUUUAGUACCAUAUGCACUCAUGCAAGUAUCAUUACAGAUGCUGUCAGUGUACAAGUUUGAGUUAGAAUAACAGAUACAAUAGACCACAUUAACAGGAAUGACAUUUACACUCACAGGUGGGCAAAAAUAACUAACUGAAAGCCACGCCCCCAAUAAGCUAUACCUCCAGCGCUUUUGAUAGGCUGCCGCCGCUACAUUGCCCCACCGCUAUUCAAUGCGCAUCCGCUCAUGAGGUGUUGAAAGCAAUUUAGAACUUUCAUUCAAUAAAAAAAAAAAAAUCACAUUGAUCUGUCAAAUUUGUUAUUUGAUUUCAGGGAAAUUUUAUAGAAUAGGUUGAAUGAACCAAAGUGUAAUUUGUUAUCAUUCCAAUCAGUAAAUGCACUGCAGAACGACAGCAUCUUCCCCCUUUUUUUUUUUUACAGUGUAUUAGACUCAGCCAUGUGCUUUAUCUAAACAUUAAGACUUCCAACCUCAACCCUUAGUACUUCCUAAGCAGUUUUCUUCCUCAAUGCCAGUUUCCACCCACCUUAUUACAACUUUUCGGUAAGCUACGAAACCCUUUGCUUCAAGGGCCCCCGUGUCCAAAUUUAUGCAUGUUAAUGCAAGCAGACCAUGUCUGAGAGCAAUAAUGAGGAGCCUCCUGGGUUCAAAGUAUCUAUGCACCGAGAAACUAACAAUUUGCUCUAAAGGAAAGCCACAAUAUGCAUUCAUUUAUUUUACUGUCCUCCAACCUUCACAAUGUGUUGAACAAGAGGGUUGUUCAUUGCCGCACGUGUAUAGUUGCAUUUCACCCAUUUUACAUUUGAUUUUCCAAAGAAUUACAAGUGUCUUAAUGGAUUUCUGAUAUAACAUAUUGUAAAUAGCCAGGGUGUACUGGGUACAUUUACUUCUAGAACAUGAAGUGUGAUAUUGGCGUGAUAGAAUUCCAGUUUUACUUUCUCACAAUAUGGGGAGAAAAUUCCAUAUGUUUCAAUAUUUGUAGGAUGUAUCAUACAGUAACUGGAGUGGAAAGGGAGAAGGCUUUGAAUGGGUGUUGCUCUGUUCAGGGUAUUAAGAUAGUGUUGGUUUCCCCCACUUUCACUCAAGUCGUACCCAUGUACCAUAUGAAAGGAGAUAUAUGAAAAAUGAACGUCCACAACCUUCGUAUUGACAUCCGGUACCGAAAUAUCCUACCUGCUUAUUGAGCCUACAUGUGCCAGACACAUUGCAGUCUGUUGUUGAAUGGACUCCUGUCUCCAUUCUCUGCUUAAGCCAGGUACCAGAUCAGCUGCUCAUGUCACAAUCACAGCACUGGCACCAAACAACCGUUGUCUUUCUUUCUAUACCACUGGCUGACUGUAAUAGAGGGUAUUGUAGAGAGAACAUUCAGACAGACUUGACUCUGUAGUUCGUGAUCUCUGAUAGACACCGGAGGCGAUGGAUAACGACAUAUAUCUCUAGUCAAAGCAAAGACGGAUUUCCAAAUCAUUUAUGUGACUUGUAAAUGUUAUUUAAAACAAACAUGAAGCCGACCAUGUUUCUUUAGCGGUGUGUAGGUUUGGGGUGCAUAGAAGGUGCAAGCUUGAUGUCUCAUAUGCUUGUAAGGAAUAAACAUUUGAUCUCAA
This is a messenger RNA of Salmo salar (Atlantic salmon), 5025 nucleotides long. Its product is annotated as ras-related protein Rab-39B. The record is from RefSeq and is a predicted model, not a curated record. NCBI's taxonomy places the organism in Eukaryota, Metazoa, Chordata, Actinopteri, Salmoniformes, Salmonidae. Gene Ontology annotation, biological process: Rab protein signal transduction. Gene Ontology annotation, molecular function: GTPase activity; GTP binding.